GUUAACACAAAUACCAAAACAUUUCACUGUUGAUUUGGUGGUCCUGGAGGAAGGAUGGCACAGCUGCAACUCCAAGCCUCAGUGGUGAAAAGUUAUUUCAUCGUGAAAAUAGCCAUCUAACAGCAGUGUUUAAAGGCUUCAAGCUGGUGGCCUGUUUUGACCAGGCCCUGCCCCUCAGGGAUCUGAAAAUGAAUCCCAGCGGCAGAUCUAGUGGGAAGACCUUCCUAUUUACAUCUGAAUCAGUGGGAGAAGGACAUUCUGAUAAAAUGUGUGAUCAAAUCAGUGAUGCUGUUCUCGAUGCAUACCUAGCCCAGGACCCUGACUCUAAAGUGGCCUGUGAGUGUGUGGCGAAGACGGGGAUGAUCUUGCUCUGUGGAGAAGUGACAUCUAAGGCCGUAGUGGAUCUUCAGACGGUGGUUCGAAACACAGUCAAGAAAAUUGGGUAUGACGACUCCUCCAAAGGUUUUGACUAUAAGACCUGCAACGUUCUGGUAGCUCUGGAGCCACAGUGUGAAGAGAUAUCCGACUGUGUGUUUGAAGGCAGGGAUCAAGAGGAUAUCGGUGCAGGGGACCAGGGUCUGAUGUUUGGUUAUGCCACAGAUGAGACCGAGGAGUGCAUGCCUUUAACCAUCCUUCUGGCUCACAAACUCAACUACAGGAUGAAGGAGCUGUCACGUAAUGGAGAGUGUCCUUGGAUACAACCAGACUCCAAGACACAGGUCACGGUGGAGUACAGAGACAACAUGGGAGCCAUGGAGCCGGUACGUGUUCACACUGUGGUCAUCUCGGUGCAGCACCGUCCUGACAUCAGCCUGGAGGAGAUCCGACACAAUCUGAUGGAGAAAGUGGUCAAGGUUGUCAUUCCUGCCAAGUACCUGGAUGACAGGACCAUCUACCAUCUCCUGCCCAGUGGGAAAUUCCUUUUUGGCGGUCCACGGGGUGACGCAGGACUCACAGGGCGCAAAAUAAUAGUGGACACCUACGGAGGAUGGGGAGGCCAUGGAGGAGGGGCUUUCUCUGGGAAAGACUACUCCAAAGUGGAUCGAUCUGGGGCUUAUGCAGCACGCUGGGUUGCAAAGUCUUUGGUUAAAGCCAAACUAUGCAGGAGAGUCCUAGUUCAGAUCUCCUAUGCCAUCGGUGUGAGCCACCCACUGUCCAUCUCAGUGUUUCACUAUGGCACGUCGACCAGGGAUGAAGAGGAGCUGCUCCAGAUAGUGCAGAAAAACUUUGACUUGAGACCUGGAGUCAUUGUGAAAGAACUCGGUCUGAAAAGGCCAAUUUACCAGGCCACCGCCUGCUACGGUCAUUUUGGCAGGGAGGGAUUUCCCUGGGAAAACCCGAAGAACCUGGUGUUUUGAAUUUGGGGUCAAAACCAUUUCAGCUGUCUCUUAAUCAUCACAUGCAACUGCCAAAUGACAAGUCCACUUUGAGCCACAAAAAUUGUUUUCUUUCACCUGUGUAAUUGAAGCAAUACAAGCCUUCUCUCAACCACAUCUAGUUGGUAACUUUACUGUGUAAAUACACUUGUGGAUUACUGAAUUACCGAAGAAUACAGUUUGAUUUGUUUUUCAUGAACAACAUGUUACAUUUUUUAAUCUGAAAAAGUAGAAGUGAAAUGUUUUAUGCCCUGCAAUAUGUUUUUUUUUUUUUUUUUUUUUUUUUUUAAUUUGAAGAGCAUUGGGGUAACACUGACAGAUUCUUUUCUCACUUUUAAAUCCAAUCAUGUAACGAUCAAUGUGCAUUAGCUAUGGGUAAUAAAUACUAUUUUGUGAGUAAAAAAAAAGAAAAGAAAAAAGCAACAUCAAAAGUGAGAUUCCUUUUGCAUUCCUUGGACACUUUUUUGAGCUGUGCCUGUAAAUAAACAUGCCAUAAUCA
Messenger RNA from Myripristis murdjan (pinecone soldierfish), 1875 nucleotides. RefSeq names its product methionine adenosyltransferase II, alpha-like (gene mat2al). The transcript is spliced from 10 exons. The record is from RefSeq and is a predicted model, not a curated record. Gene Ontology annotation, biological process: S-adenosylmethionine biosynthetic process. Bases 189 to 1358 code for a protein of 389 amino acids. Gene Ontology annotation, molecular function: methionine adenosyltransferase activity; ATP binding. NCBI's taxonomy places the organism in Eukaryota, Metazoa, Chordata, Actinopteri, Holocentriformes, Holocentridae.